GCCAAGCUGAACGGGGCAGUGCAGUACGCAGCGCGUUUAAAACCGCCCAGGGAAGACACCACAUUUACGAGGCUAGUUUUGUUUUUUUUUGCUGCCUGCCUGCCUCCCUCCUCCCCUCCUCGCCCCGGGUUGACUCUGUCCGGUCCACAAUGAGGUGAAAGAGAGGUAGGCAACACCGCUUUACCUGAGGAAGGGAUAUUUUUUUCAACCCCACCAAACACUUACUCUGCUGUGACUUUUAUUUCAUUGGAUAACGUGUCGGACUGCUGCGGCUGCUGUUGCCAUCCUGCAAGAAAUAGGAGGUUUUUUUUGUGGUUGCCUUUGCCAACUCUAGAGUUUCCCGUUGAGUAAAGAAAAGCAAGGUUAUGUAGGUAGGCAUUGCUGUCGGCUAGCCUACAUCGCCGCCCCGUUGUUUACAUAUUGUAAUUUGAUUUUCCAUCAUUUUCAGCUGCAGCAGCAGCAGAAGCAGCAGCGGCUCAGGGUUUCCUCUCUUCUCCUCUUCUUGUUCCUCCGUCUUCUGUUUGGAACUUUUUGCCGGGUCGUCCAGGUUGUGUCGAGGCCGGUGGUGGUGGAGAAGAAGAUGGGACUACCUGCUCUGGAGUUCAGUGACUGCUACCUGGACAGCCCGCAGUUCAGGGAGAGACUAAAGUCCCACGAACUGGAGCUGGACAAGACCAACAAGUUCAUCAAGGAGCUGAUUAAAGACGGCAAGGCGCUGAUCCUGGCUUUGAAAAGUCUGUCAACAGCCAAGAGGAAAUUUGCUGACUCUCUCAACGAGUUUAAAUUCCAGUGUAUUGGAGACGCAGAGACAGAUGAUGAGAUAUGCAUAGCAAAGUCGCUCCAGGAGUUUGCAGCGGUCCUACAGAACCUUGAGGAUGAGAGGACACGUAUGAUUGAGAAUGCCAGCGAUGUGCUGAUCAUGCCUCUGGAGCGGUUCAGGAAAGAACAGAUCAGUGCAGCCAAGGAAGCCAGGAAAAAAUAUGACAAAGAGACAGAAAAGUAUUGUGCAGUGCUGGAGAAGCACCUUAGCCUUUCUGCAAAGAAGAAAGAGUCUCAUCUACAUGAGGCGGACAACCAGCUGUUGGCCUUCCUCCAAGGUCUUUUCACCUACUAUCACCACGGCUAUGAGCUGGCAAAGGACUUCAACCAUUUCAAGACUGAUCUCACCAUCAGCAUACAGAAUACGAGGAACCGUUUUGAGAGCACGCGGUCGGAGGUGGAGAGUCUGAUGAGGAAGAUGAAGGAGAAUCCACAUGAACAUAAAAGUGUCAGUCAGCACACCAUGGAAGGAUACCUGUUUGUGCAGGAGAAGCGCUCAUUUGUAUCCACCUGGGUGAAGUACUAUUGUACGUACCAUCGCGAGCCCAAGAGGGUCACCAUGGUCCUGUUUGACCCUAAAUCGGGAGGGAAAACGGGAGAAGAGGAGAGCUUCACCCUCAAGUCGUGCACCAGGAGGAAGACAGACUCAAUAGAAAAGAGGUUCUGUUUUGAUGUGGAGGCUGUGGACAGACCGGGAGUAAUGACCAUGCAGGCUCUGUCAGAAGAAGACCGCAGGCUGUGGAUGGAGGCCAUGGAUGGGAGAGAACCGGUAUACAAUCUGAACAGAGACAACCAGGCUGAAGGCAUGGCCCAGUUGGAUGUGAUUGGGUUCAACGUGAUGAAAAAAUUCAUAUAUGCAGUGGAGACUCGAGGUAUCAAUGAUCAGGGCUUGUACAGAAUCGUUGGCGUCAACUCCAGAGUACAAAAGCUACUAGGCCUUGCUAUGGAUCCUAAGACGUGUGCUGAUGUGGAGCUGGAAAACUCAGAGUGGGAAAUCAAGACUAUCACGAGUGCCAUCAAGCACUAUCUCAGAGUGCUGCCUGCACCUCUCAUGACAUACCAGUACCAGAGGAGCUUUAUCAAAGCAGCCAAGUUGGACAACCAAGAGGGCAGAGUGAAAGAGAUCCAUGCCUUGGUGCACCGGCUGCCUGAGAAGAACAGACAGAUGCUGGAGCUGCUUAUAAAACACCUGGCAACUGUGGCUAGUCACCACCAGCAGAACCUGAUGACCAUCGCAAAUCUGGGUGUAGUCUUUGGUCCAACUCUGCUCCGCCCACAGGAGGAGACAGUGGCAGCCAUCAUGGACAUCAAGUUCCAGAACAUUGUUGUAGAGAUCCUCAUAGAGCACCAUGAGAAGAUAUUCAGGGAAGUGCCUAUUUCUGUAGGCGGUCCGACCAACAUGCAGUUCAACAUGUCCAGGAGGACAAGCACAGAGAGCAAAGCCCCGUCCUGCAGCGAGAGACCACUCACACUCUUCCACACACCAACACAUUCCCAGAAAGGUGAAAAGAAGAACAGUGUUGUCAACACCACAGUCGCUGAGCUGCAGCAGCCGGUUUCCUCCUCUACAAACUGUAACAGCAACAGCAGUAGCAGCAGCGCCAGCAGCCAAGGUCGAACCCCGAGACACAGCCUGACCAGCAACAACGGAGAGCAGGACACCCGGCAGAUCCGGCCCAGCUCACUGCUGAACCCAAAGGGUCGUGGCAGCAUACCAACCAGCCCAAUGUCUCCCAGCCCCACCUCACCACGUUCUCCCUCCUGGCCGAUGUUCUCAGCCCCAUCAAGUCCACAGCCGACAUCUUCUGCCUCCAGUGACUCCUCUCCUGUCAGUAUUGCGGGCAGGAAGGCUCGAGCGCUGUAUGCCUGCAAGGCAGAGCAUAAUUCCGAGCUGUCCUUCAUCGCUGGAACUAUCUUUGAGAACGUUCAUGCUUCUAGGGAGCCCGGUUGGCUGGAAGGAACUCUGGACGGGCGAACAGGAUUGAUACCAGAAAACUAUGUGGACUUUUUAUAGUCCAGGGCUGAAAAAAAGUCUUGAACUGGACUGGAGUUGACUGCCCAAGACUGAACAGUCCCUAUUAGAUUGUAUUCUAUACUGGACUGGAUCAUUGGUGAUGAGGCCUCUCUUGGCUCUUGUCUUGACAAGACUGGGAAUUGACACAAGCAGAACCAUAUGGAAUGGAUAUCAAGCAGGGCCAGAGGAGGACCCCUUGAAUUGCACUGAAAAAAAACAAAGAUGAGUUCCUCUAUGGUUCUGCUGUUAUUGGAUUAGUGUAGACUUCCCAAGUCCUGGUGAAGAUAUUGUGGUAAUGAAUCUGGAAUGUGUGUAAAAAGAAAAUUGCGUGUGGGGUUGGUAUAAAUGGGUUGAGAAUUCUGAGCCGUAAGGCCCUUGCUUUAUUACUUUGGACUACACUGCCAUUCCUUUAGAAUGUCCUCUUUUUAUCAGCCAGAAAUAUAAAAAUAGUCCUGAGGAGAUGAUGGAGAUGAUGACAGUGAACAAGAUAAAUAAGCAAGUGGCCUUUUUUUGGACUUGCUAGUUUACCUCCUCACUGUGCGCUGUUUGAAAGAUUGCUAAUCCCAUUAGGGGACCGGAGCUUUUAAAGCCAAUUUUAAUGAUUGGGUUUUGGUUGUACAGCUGUAAAUGUGUUUGUGGGCACUUGCUUUGGUGGUCUGGUAAUUCCCCAGUACAAGACUCAACCUAGCUAAUGUUUCAGAGCUCUAGUUUAGCAGCAGGAGCCCCAGGGCAGAUCAGCUCAGGCUGAGGUCGCCUCUCAAACAGUUCACCAAAGGGUCAGCGUCGGGUCUAUCCUUUAUAAGGCCUCUCCCUGCAGAACCCUCACAAAAAUGUGAACAAAUUCAAACAAGCACCAUAAGCAGAUUUUACAAUUGUUUGUAAUGGUUUACAAUACAGUGUAGGAGUAACAACUGAUUCCUACUGGUUAUAACAAGCCCAGCUGUGACACCCCGCUCUGCUUCCCCAGCUUGGUUAUUUUUUGAUUGUGGGAAGUAAUUGGAUCCAGGAUCAUAUAUAGUGUUGAGUCAUGUUAGAACUAUUUCAGGUUGUUUGUAUUUUUCACAUUGUAGGGCACCUGUGGACUAAACCAUCAGUGUUGUUUUUCAACCUCAUUUCAGAAAGAUAUUUAGUUUAAUUGAUCAUAUGUAUUUAUUUGAAGCCUGGAUCUAUUUCUAGUCCAUCAUGCAGAUUUAAUCAUUGAGCAAACAGUUGAAGUCAUUUCGAAGUCAAAAUAUGCAUUAUGGACGUAAGUGAUGACUCAGCACAAAGGUCUUUUUCUGUUAUGUAGAAUCGCAAAGACUAUGCUAACUAUGUAAUUAUCUGAGGAAGGACAUUUGGAACCAGAAUUUACUGCCAUGGCUGUCAUUUACAAGUUAAUGAAACAGAGAUGUAUCUCACUCAUUUGAAAUCAUUAUUUUUCAGAAUUGCUGUGUUUUGUACUGUAUAUGCUAAGCUGGUCUGCUUUGGGGCUCCUCAUUUCAUAAAUCAUAGCUGAACCUUUUCUUUGAACCACUUGAUGAACAUCUGUAUCAAAGGUUUUUUGUUUUUGUUUCUGUUAGGACAUAAUAUUGAAAGACCAUUUUAGCAUUUUAACAUAAAAAUCAAAUGGGAGAGCAAACCAACAAAACUAAAAUGUGAAAUGAGACUACUUUGUUUAAAUCUGAACUUCUUAUUUAUGAGUUUCUUACAGCCUCAAAUCUGAACUUUUAAACAUUUUAAGGUGUUAUUUCGACAUUGUAAAUAAAUACACAGCAUUUGAUAAGGUAUAAUUUUUUUUAAGUAUGACAUUUUAUAUUUUGUAUUUUUAGCAUACUAACUUAAUUCCUUAAUUUCAUUGUUAUUGCCCAGAUGAUUUUUGUAUAAUUUGUCUAUCUACAGCCUUAAAUAUCAUUUCCGAUGUUUUGGUUAAUUGACAAGAUUGUGCAGAAUUAAAGAUACAUGUUCAGCAGCU
This is a messenger RNA of Etheostoma cragini (Arkansas darter), 4784 nucleotides long. Its product is annotated as rho GTPase-activating protein 26-like. The coding region runs from base 581 to 2833 and encodes 750 amino acids. Gene Ontology annotation, molecular function: protein binding; GTPase activator activity. NCBI's taxonomy places the organism in Eukaryota, Metazoa, Chordata, Actinopteri, Perciformes, Percidae. The transcript has 24 exons. Gene Ontology annotation, biological process: signal transduction. The record is from RefSeq and is a predicted model, not a curated record. Gene Ontology annotation, cellular component: cytoplasm.